AUGGAGAGAGAGCUCGAGAUGAAGGAGCGCCACAAGACGGAGGACAUGUCCGACGAGAUGGAUCAGGCCCCCGACGCCAACAACACGGAGAGCACUGACCAAACCAUCGACUGCUCGACUGGCGAGAUUAAGCGCAUGCAGCGCAUGAAGGAGAAGCAGCUGGACACCGACCUCCUGGCGCUUGCGAUCGGAGAAAAGGAACUUAACAACAAGAUGAAGGAGUUCAUCGACGAGGAAGUCAAGCUGGCAAACUACAGCAAACAGCUACACGCCGAAGAGAGAGUCCUUAUCCUCCAGCAGAGAAACAUGGAUAGAGAAGAGCUGAGAGCCAUGAAUGGCAAUGCUAAGCUAUCGAUCGAGAAGCUGAUGCUUGAAAACGAGAAGCUCAGACUCGAAAACGAGGAGCUGAAGCUGAAGAAUGAAGCGACGAGCCUCGAAAUCGAGGACCUGGCACUCCGCACGAAGGAGACACGCGACUCUGAGCAAGACACGAAAGACUCCGGUCUCACCGGCAAACAGCCCGGCACAAUGGACAUUGCCCAAGGCGGGGGUCCCGACAUUUCCUGGUCCACACUUUACCACCAGAACCCCUCCGGCGUCAAGCACCUAGAGGAGACGCAUGUCGUCCCUGCUGCUAGAACGAAGCUUGAGACGAUGCUGACGAAUGAGGUGGAGCUUGUGCAACAGCUUUAUCUGGAAGGCUUCCCUGAGUCCUUGAGCAAGGCAGUCGAGGAGAAGAACGAUAGCGACUGGGAAAACUACGUCGGCCUGAAUGUGGCGCCCCUCGACACGUCCUCCAGUCCGCAUCAACCCCAAGCCGUCUACCUCGUCAUGCAUCACGCUUUCAACCAAGCGGACAAGGACGAGAAUGACUUCGCUUUUGAAGACGUCACCAGCAGCGAGGUUGUGGGAUGCUACCAGAGCAAAUACGCAGCCAACAUCCGAGUGAUGGAGUAUUCCUCGGACCACUACAUGAUGGCGGAUGCGAUGUGGAACUACAUAGGUGAUGCCCAAGACAGGACGCAGAAGGAGUGGAACAUGGUCGCUGAUGACCUUCUGCACAUUUACUACUACUUUCCUUACAUGUGCCACAAGUUCUUCGCCACCAAAGUUGACGUCAAGUUCUCGGGCUUCCAUGGUGGCUUGGACGUUGCGGUGCCUGCCCACCGCUAG
Anthostomella pinea is the source of this 1173-nucleotide messenger RNA. Lineage: Eukaryota; Fungi; Ascomycota; Sordariomycetes; Xylariales; Xylariaceae. The record is from the annotation of a GenBank genome assembly.